Messenger RNA from Amblyraja radiata (thorny skate), 5669 nucleotides. It is a transcript of the gene abcc10, whose product is annotated as ATP-binding cassette, sub-family C (CFTR/MRP), member 10. Gene Ontology annotation, molecular function: ABC-type transporter activity; ATP hydrolysis activity; ATP binding. Gene Ontology annotation, cellular component: membrane. Bases 179 to 4789 code for a protein of 1536 amino acids. Gene Ontology annotation, biological process: transmembrane transport. Lineage: Eukaryota; Metazoa; Chordata; Chondrichthyes; Rajiformes; Rajidae. The transcript is spliced from 22 exons. The record is from RefSeq and is a predicted model, not a curated record.
GGGCCCAUCUUGUCGCAGCAGAAUGAUUGUCAGGGGCAGGGUGAGAAUAGUUUGUUUCCAGCCGGUUUCCAGCCUGAUGUCAGGGAAGGCGAACACACGAGGAGGAACCAGUGGAUAAACUAAUCCCUGCGCGAUGGGAUUCACUGGUAUUCGCUGAUGCUUUGUUUGCGACCCUGGCAUGGCUGAUUUCCUGGCUGCUUUCUGUGACUCUGAUCCUUCUAACCCAUUUCCAUUGUGGGAGAAUGGCACCGUUGGAUACUGCUUCACUCAGCUGGUUCUCAAUGUGGUGCCUCACGCUGCACUGGCCUUUGCCAGUGCUUGUUAUCUUAACACCCCUCGAUCUCGCUGGCAGAAUUUCACAUGGAGCUGGGAAAGCAGGAUUAUCAUUUCCUUCGUUAUGUUGGCUCUUUUCCUCAUUGAUGUGUUGGCAAUCAUCUUUUUCCCGAACUUGAAAACUCUGUGGCUGGAGGUGUUGGUGGACUCUAUUUCUGUGAUAGCCUGGCUGGUUCAUGGGCUAGCAAUGAUAGCACUCAGCAGAUCACAGUAUGGGCGGUCGUUAGGUCCAACAGUUCUGAUGAUCUUUGCUGUCCUUCCUGCUCCGGCAUUUAUUAUCAUUCUGGUCGCUGAUUGUCAGACUGGACAAAUCACAUGUUCAGAAUAUCUCUCAAGCUGGCUGCGAUUCAUAUUGAUCAGUGCAGAAUUAAGUUUGCUUAUUGGUUAUAUUGUUGUGCUUGUCGCCUCCCACUCCAGAAGAGAGGAACAGGGUUCUGAACGAGAGCCCUUGUUGCAGGGUCAGAGUACUGGACCUGAGGAACAGAUUGCAGCCGAAGAAGGGACAAGUUGGGUCUCUCGCCUCUUCUACUACUGGAUGAACCCCCUCCUGAAGCAAGGGUAUAAUCGUCAGAUUACCCAGCCCGACCAUGUCUACCAACUUCCACCAAAACUUCGCACCCAAACUAUUGAAGAACUUUUUCAGAAAAGCUUACAGAUAUGUAAGCUCAGGGAAGCAUCAAAGAAGGGAAGUAAACAAGCCGGACAAAAAUCUAAACCUGAUAAAGUACAGAGCCCCCGCAGAAAUUCAUGGAGAGACCGAAGGCCAUCUGCGAAGAUCCAAGAAGAAACCACACAAGCAAACCAAGAUACAGAAGUACCACUAUCCGCAGUCUUGCACAAAGCCUUUGGCUUUCGUUAUUACUCCCUGGGUAUAUUAAAAUUUACAGGGAACAUGCUGGGCUGUGCAGGACCUCUGCUUUUAAAUCUGCUGGUCAAUUUCAUGGAGUCUGGCACCAAGCAAAUAAACAAAGGCAUCUGGUACACAUUAGGACUGUUUCUGAGCACCUUUAUAGGAGCCAUUGUACUCAACCAGUUCAACUAUCACGUCAUGAUGAUAGGGAUGUCAGUUCGGUCAGCGAUAAUCUCUGCCAUCUAUCGUAAAGCUUUGCGUGUCAAUGCCAUCUGUAUUUCGAGGUUCUCAGUGGGUGAGAUUGUCAACUUCAUGAGCACUGACACAGACCGGAUAGUGAAUUUCUUUCCCAGCUUUCAUGAAGUGUGGAGUCUACCAUUUCAGUUUGGUAUCAUUCUCUACCUUCUGUACCAGCAGGUUGGUGUGGCAUUUCUAGGUGGCCUUAUUCUAGGGUUACUACUGAUACCGAUAAACAAGAUCAUUGCCAACCUUAUCAUGGAAAAUAACAAGAAAAUGCUCGGGCAUAAGGAUGGCAGAGUCAUGCUGAUGACUGAGAUUCUGUUUGGAAUACGGGUAAUAAAAUUCUACACCUGGGAGGACCAUUUCACAGCUAAGGUUGAUGACUACAGGAAGAAAGAGCUGCACCGUCUCAGAAUCAUCAAGUAUCUUGACGCAGUUUGUGUUUACAUGUGGGCGGCCCUGCCUGUCGUGAUUUCCGUCGUCACUUUUGUCACCUACAUCUUAAUGGGACACCAGCUAACUGCGGCCAAGGUGUUCACAGCCUUAGCUUUGGUGGGAAUGUUGAUCAUGCCCCUGAAUAACUUUCCUUGGGUCCUGAAUGGAAUAUUACAGGCAAAGGUCUCCUUGGAUCGGAUCCAGCGCUUUCUGAUGCUCUCAGACCAGGAUUUGACAAAGUACUAUACAGCAGACCCAUCCGAGGAUUCUAACUCAGCAGUUGAGCUGCAUGAUGCUACCUUCUCUUGGAGACCAUGCGAAACGUCUGAUGAGGAGGCUGAGCAUGAUGGCAGUAUGGUGCUCUUGAAUCUGAAUCUAAUACUGAGAAAGGGGCAGUUGACAGGAAUUGUUGGAAAGGUUGGCUCUGGCAAGAGCUCACUAUUAGCAGCCAUAAUGGGAGAACUCAACAGGCUUGACGGGGAGGUGUACAUCUCAACACUGGAGGAAGGCUUCGGCCUAGCUGCUCAGGAGUGCUGGAUUCAGUUUGCUACAAUCCGUGAAAACAUACUUUUUGGCCAUCCAUUUGAUGACAAGCGUUACCAGGAAGUGAUCGAGACAUGUGCACUCUCAGAGGAUCUUGAAGUCCUGCCAGAUGGUGACCAGACGAGUGUCGGUGAAAAUGGAGUGACUCUCAGUGGUGGUCAGAAAGCCCGUAUUGCCCUGGCCAGAGCUGUUUACAUGGACAAAGAUGUGUACCUUCUCGAUGACCCACUAGCUGCCGUGGAUGCAGAUGUAGCUAAUCACCUCAUGAAGGAUUGUAUCCUGGGAAUUUUGAAAGAUAAGACUGUUAUCCUAUGCACACACCGAACAGAAUUUUUGGAUGAAGCUGACAUGAUAGUUAUGAUGGAAAAUGGGAAGAUAAUAAAAAUAGGUACCCCUGAUGAAGUCCUGAAAAAGGCAGAAGACGAUCACAAAACAAAAAGGAAGAAUUCAAAAAAGAAAGCUGCAGCAAAGGAAGAACAGAUUGAGGUGGUGGAGGAGGAAAAGAAAGAGCCUGAUGAAAUAAUGGAGGUCAUACUGGAGGCCAAGAAUGAGCAGAACGAAGAGAAGAAGGUUGGAACAGUAUCCCUACAAGUGUACCGAACAUACUGGAUGUCGAUUGGCAAAUUGCUGGCAUUCUUGGUGCUCUUGUCUAUAUUCCUAAUGCAAGCCACGCGUAACCUGUCUGAUUGGUGGCUCUCUCAUUGGAUCUCUCAUCUGAAAAACAAAACUGACUCCACAUCAAACAGCAAUUCCGAAAUGGACCCCACACAUCACAUGAUGCGAUUCAUUCGGUCCCUCUUCAAUACAAGCAUUUUGCCGGAUGUCAAGUUCUACCUCAUUGUUUUUGGUGUCAUUGGUGCUGCAAACACCGUAUUCUCAGGAAUGCGAGCCUUCCUCUUUGCCUGUGGUGGAAUCCGUGCUGCUGUUGUUGUUCACCACAAACUUCUACUUCGCACAAUGCAGGGCACAGUGUGCUUUUUUGACACUACUCCCAUUGGACGCAUUGUGAACCGUUUCUCAUCUGACCUAUACAGUGUGGACGACACACUUCCCUUCAUCCUCAACAUCUUCCUAGCCACUCUGUUUGGCCUGCUGGGCAUGGUGCUCAUGAUCAGCUACAGUUUGCCAUGGAUCAUGCUGGUUCUGAUGCCACUUGCCAUCGUUUACUUCUACCUGCAACGCUACUACCGCUUCACUUCAAGGGAGUUAAAGCGCCUCACUGCCAUCACUCUCUCCCCAAUCUAUACGCAGUUCUCCGAGACACUGAAGGGUCUUACCACUAUUCGGGCAUCGCGGGCUGUUCCAAGGUUUGAGAAGGAGAACAACCGUCGCCUUGAGCUGAACCAGCGCUGUCUUUAUACUGCCAAUACUGCCAUGCAGUGGCUUGACAUCAGGCUGCAGAUGAUUGGUGUUACUGUUGUGACGUCCAUUGCUGUUAUUGCAGUCAUUGAGCACAGUCUGAGCCGUGGCAACCCUGGUCUAGUGGGUCUUGCCCUGUCCUAUGCCCUGUCAGUCACAAGUCUACUCUCUGGAGUCAUUUCUAGCUUCACACAAACUGAAACACAGAUGGUGAGUGUGGAGCGCUUGGAUGAAUAUAUCACCGAAAUUCCCAGUGAACAUCAGGAUGAAUAUCUUGAGGUUUCUCCCACGUGGCCACCACGCGGUAUGAUUUUAUUCCAAGAUGUGGUCCUUGUAUAUCGGCCGGGACUACCUGCUGUGCUCAAUGGAAUUAACAUCAAGAUUAAUCCUGGUGAGAAAAUUGGCAUUGUGGGACGGACAGGUUCAGGAAAGUCCUCUCUCUUCCUGGCACUAUUUCGGAUGGUGGAAUUGACUGAAGGUCGGAUUUUCAUCGACAGUGUUGACACACGUACUAUCAGAUUGUCAGAUCUUCGAUCAAAUAUGGCAAUCAUCCCACAGGAUCCAUUCUUGUUCAGUGGCACAGUGCGAGAAAAUCUGGACCCACUGAACCAUCACACUGACCAGGAGCUCCAGGUUGUGCUUCAUCAGUGCCACUUACAGGAAGUCACGAGCAGAAUGGGUGGCUUAACUGCGGAGCUCGGUGAAAGAGGGAAGAAUUUAUCCAUCGGACAAAAGCAGUUGAUGUGCCUAGCGAGGGCACUUCUCACAAAAAACAAGAUUUUGUGCAUUGAUGAAGCCACUGCCAGCGUGGACCAGAAAACAGAUCAGCUGCUACAGGAGACAAUACGAAGGCAGUUUUCAGAGAAAACCGUGUUAACAAUUGCCCACAGGAUUAACACAAUAAUGGAUUCACACCGGGUCUUGGUGAUGGACGCAGGCACAGUGAAGGAGUUUGACUCUCCGGAUGUUCUCUCCCAGGAUAAGAAAUCCCACUUCUAUCAUUUCAUACACGGUGAUGAGUUGGAGUAGAUACACCCACCAUGGGCUAAGGCUCUAUUGAUUUGAUCUGCAACAGAUAUUCACAGAAUUGACAGUUUGGGAUAGGAAGCCAGGACUCUAAUCACACCUUCUGCAUUUCAAACAACAAAAGGGAAACUUGAAGCUCAGAAUGUAAUUUAUAUUGUAGAUGAAAAUAAUGCUGUUGGUUUGUGAUCCUUAGUUACCUGGCCUUUCGUUCAGGGUGAAUACCAUAAUCCUUUGCCUGAAGGGAAAAAAUAUGUUCUGCAUUCUUCUAUUCGCUCUGGCAGUGAAUCACUAGCCUCGUUCCCAGUCCUCUGCAUUCCCUAUUUACAGACCAUUUCGCUGUCACUUGCACACUUGGCAUGGUCACUCACUCUCCGUUUCAUCCUUUCCUCAAGUCUCACUCCCUCUGUGUAUUCUACUUACUUCCACUCACUAUCUCAUGGCCCCUGCAGUCUCCCUCAUGCACUGUAUAAUAUCCCAUUCUUUCCUUUGACUAUCAUGUUUACCGUGAUAGACUUCUACAACUUCCCUCUGUGUGCCUGCUCUUCUUUGCUCUCCAUCUUUCACUGCGCUGGGGCUUUUGAUACUAUAUGUACUGCAGAAUUAUAUGAUCCUCCUGGUAACUGAGAAAUCCAUCAACAAGGGAAGGGAGUAGGAUGCCCAAUGUCCAUGGAUGUGUCUUGAUGGGCACAUUUGGAUUCUCCUGGGUCCCUCAGUCUUAUGAUUUAUUUGCUAUUUUAAUGGCAUUUGAUAAUGGAAGGUACAUGGGUAAAUUGUUGAUAAUUGAUCAGCGUUAAACGUGAUGGGGUGUCUUCUUUUGAAUGAAUCAGUCAUUAGAUCCUUGUACUAUAUAAAUAAAUUCAUGACCCAAUCUGACUCUUCCCUC